AUGCAUAGAGAAGAACGACCUUUUAAAUGCGAUAUUUGUAAUAAGGGUUUUAAAUGGAGAGACGCAUUAAGAGGACAUCAAAAAACUCAUAGUGAAGAACGUCCUUUCAAAUGCGAUAUUUGUGAUAAGGGUUUUAAAUUGAGAAACCUGUUAAAAAACCAUCAAAAAACUCAUAGUGACGAACGUCCUUUGAAAUGCGAUGUUUGCAAUAAGAGUUAUAAAUGGGAAGACAAUUUAAGAACGCAUCGUAAAACUCAUAGUGCCAAGCUUAAAUUUACUUUCAUUUUAAAAAGGCAUGAAGUAAUUCAUAGGGAUAGAGAUAAGUAUGUUUGUGACAUAUGUAAAAAAUGUUAUACCUAUAAAACUGCCUUAGCCAGACAUUGUAUUACUAAACAUGAAAAUAUGUAUGUAUGCAAUAUUUGUAACAAGCCAUUUAAGACUAAAAACACAUUACAAGAACAUUCCAAAAAUACUUUUACACAAAACUUUGUAAAUUCCACUACAGAUAUCAAGAAAGAAGACGUAAAAGAUAAUUGGGAUGUAAAACAUGGUAUAAAAUCAGAAUGUAAAGUUGUUUUGAAAAGAUUGAAGAUUGAAGUAAAGACUGAAGAUCAUAAAGAAGCUGUUCAUCUUCCAGAUGAUAAUGAACAGGUAAUGCCUGUCAACAAUGAAUUUUUCACUCUAGAAAGAAACUCUAACAGGAAUGAAAUGAACAUUCAAAUUGAGGAGGAAGAGCAGAAUCAAGAAUACGAUAUUAAGCACAACUCAAAAAAACGAAAGUGUUACAAUUAUAAAUAUAAUAUCAAAACAAAGAAAUACGUUUUUUCGAAUAGAAAAUGCAAUAGAAUUUAUGAUAAAAUUAAAAGGAAAUACUUUAAGAUUAAGUUUGCAUCUCGUUCUAAACAGAAAUUUACCUGUGAUUUAUGUAAAGAGACUUUUAGAAAUAAGAAAAUAUUACAAACACAUCUGUUCUGUCAUAUUGAUAAAAAACCAUUUCGCUGCACAACCUGCAAUAAGGCGUACUUGUGGAAAUUUCUAUUGAAAAAACACGUGAAAGAACACAAAACUGUAAAUGAAAACGAAAUCUCUCUUAGGAAUUUACGUUUGCAGUUAUCUUUGCAGUUAUCUGGGAAUCGAGUGAAUUCAUCUCCAAGAAAUGGUAAAGUUCAUGCUUGCAAGAUAUGUGGAAAAGAAUUCAAGUCGAAAAAGUUGUUGUUACAUCAUGGAACAAUGCAUAGUGAAGAACGACCUUUUAAAUGCGAUAUUUGCAAUAAGAGUUAUAAAUGGAAACAGCAUUUAAAAACGCAUCAAAAAACUAUUUGUGACGAAGGUCCUUUCAAAUGCAACAUUUGUAACAAGAGUUUUAAAAGGAAAGACUUACUAAAAAACCAUCACGAAACUCAUAAUGAUAAACUUAACUAUUCUUGCCAGGUAUGUAACAAAAGUUUUAAAAGAAAACAGUAUUUGAGAAUUCAUAAAGUAGUUCAUAGUGACGAAUUUAACUUUACUUGUCAUAUAUGUAACAAAAGUUUUAAACGAAGUAGUGAUUUAAGUAGGCAUAUUAAUAUACACAGCGAUGAGCACAAAUAUUUCUGUGAUAUAUGUAACAGAUAUUUUAAAGGAAAAGAUUAUUUGCGACGACAUAAACUUAGACAUAGUAAAAGAUCUAAUUGCAAGCUGGAAAAUCUGUAUUGUGACAUUUGUGGUAAGCGCGUUCGAUAUGGUAAGGGCCGUUUAGAGAUACACAAGAGAACUCACAAAGUACAUGCUUGCAAAAUAUGUGGAAAAGAAUUCAAGUCGAAAAAGUUGUUGAUACAUCAUGGAGCAAUGCAUAGUGAAGAAUGACCUUUCAAAUGCGAUAUUUGUAAUAAGAGUUAUAAAUGGAAAGAUAAUUUAAAAAGACAUCACGCAACUCAUAGUGACGAACGUCCUUUCAAAUGCGAUAUUUGUGAUAAGGGUUUUAAAUUGAGAGGCCUAUUAAAACAUCAUCAAAAAACUCAUAGUGUUAAACGUUCUUUGAAAUGCGAUAUUUGCAAUAAGAGUUAUAAAUGGAAAGACAAUUUAAGUAAGCAUCAAAAAACUCAUAGUGACAAACUUAACUAUACUUGUCAGGUAUGUAGCAAAAGUUUUAAACGCAGUUCUGAUUUAAAAAUGCAUAUUCGUACACACAUCGAUAAACACAAAUAUUCUUGUUAUAUAUGUAACAAAUAUUUUAAAACAAAAGUCAAUUUAAAAAGGCAUGAAAAAAUUCAUAAAGAUAGAAAAAAGUAUGUUUGUGACAUAUGUAAAAAAUGUUAUACCUAUAAAAGUGCCUUAGCCAGACAUUGUAUUAUAAAUAUUAAAAGAGAACCAAUUUCUGCAUACAACACAAACGGGUCCACUAUGUGGAAUCAUUCCGGUUAUAAAAUCGAAAGAGUUGAAAAGGAAGAGCAAAUUCAGCACAAUUCAAAAAAGCGAAAGUGUUACAAAUAUAUCAAAACAAAAAAAUACGUUUUUUCGAAUAGAAAAUGCAAUACAAUUUAUGAUAAGAUUAUAAGGAAAUACGUUAGGAUUAAGUUUGCACCUCGUUCUAAACAGGAAUUUACGUGUGAUUUAUGUAAAGAGACUUUUGGAUAUAAGAAAGUAUUAGAAACACAUCUGUUGUGUCAUAUUGGUAAAAAACCAUUUCGCUGCACAACGUGCAAUAAGAAGUUUUUGUGGCAAUUUCUAUUGAGAAAACACGUGAAAGAACACAAAACUGAAAAUAAAAACGAAAUCUCUCUUAGGAAUUUACGUUUGCGGCCAUCUGGGAAUCGAGUGAAUUCAUCUCCAAGAAAUGGUAAAGUUCAUGCUUGCAAAAUAUGUAGAAAAGAAUUCAAGUCGAAAAAGUUGUUGUUACAUCAUGGAGCAGUGCAUAGUGAAGAACGAUCUUUUAAAUGCGAUAUUUGCAAUAAGAGUUAUAAAUGGAAAGAUCAUUUAAAAACGCAUAAAAAAACUCAUAGUGACGAACGUCCUUUCAAAUGCGAUAUUUGUAAUAAGGGUUUUAAAAGGAAAAACGUACUAAAAAACCAUUACGAAACUCAUAAUGAUAAACUUAACUAUUCUUGCCAGGUAUGUAACAAAAGUUUUAAAACAAAACAGUGUUUGUCACUUCAUAAAGUAGUUCAUAGUGACGAAUUUAACCAUACUUGUCAGGUAUGUAACAAAAGUUUUAAACGAAGUCGUGAUUUAAAUAGGCAUAUUAAUACACACAGCGAUGAGCAAAAAUAUUUCUGUGAUAUAUGUAACAAAUAUUUAAAAGAAAAAUAUUAUUUGCGACGACAUAAACUUAGACAUAGUAAAAGAUCUAAUUGCAAGCUGGAAAAUCUGUAUUGCGAAAUUUGUGGUAAGCGCGUUCCAUAUGGUAAGGGCCGUUUAGAGAUACACAAGAGAACGCACAAAAUACAUGCCUGCAAGAUAUGUGGAAAAGAAUUCAAGUUGAAAAAGUUGUUGAUACAUCAUGGAGCAAUGCAUAGUGAAGAACGACCUUUUAAAUGCGAUAUUUGUAAUAAGGGUUUUAAAUUGAGAGGCCUAUUAAAAGAGCAUCAAAAAACUCAUAGUGAUGAACGUAACCAUACUUGUCAGGUAUGCAACAAAAGUUUUAAACGCAGUUCUGAGUUAAAAAAGCAUAUUCGUACACACACCGAUGAAUACAAAUAUUCUUGUCAUAUAUGUAACAAAUAUUUUAAAACAAAGCAUUAUUUAAGAAAGCACAAAGUAAUUCAUAGCGAUAGAGAAAAGUAUGCUUGUGACAUAUGUAAAAAAUGUUAUACCUAUAAACCUGCCUUAGCCAGACAUUGUCUUACUAAACAUGAAAAUAUGUAUGUAUGCAAUAUUUGUAACAAGCCAUUUAAGACUAAAAACACAUUAGAAGAACAUUCGAAAGUACACAUUUAA
Centruroides sculpturatus (bark scorpion) is the source of this 3915-nucleotide messenger RNA. Its product is annotated as zinc finger protein 728-like. The transcript has 7 exons. Gene Ontology annotation, biological process: regulation of transcription by RNA polymerase II. Gene Ontology annotation, molecular function: RNA polymerase II transcription regulatory region sequence-specific DNA binding; DNA-binding transcription factor activity, RNA polymerase II-specific. The record is from RefSeq and is a predicted model, not a curated record. Lineage: Eukaryota; Metazoa; Arthropoda; Arachnida; Scorpiones; Buthidae. Gene Ontology annotation, cellular component: nucleus.